AGCCGCCGUGUCGGCUCAGGUCCCUCGGCCGCCUUUGCCAGGAAGGAGGUGCUCCCCUCUGGGCACCCGCGUCGCACCCAUGGGGGUCAGCCGCAAGGGAAGAGCCCCCUUUCGAGCUCUGGGAUGGCGACAUCGUGGUCUGCACAUACCCGAAGUGCGGUACCACGUGGAUGCAGUACAUCGUUCUGUGUCUGCUGUACAACGGCGACGCGUCCCAGAUAGGUAACCUGGAUUUCGAGUCCCCGUUCAUCGAGUGGAUUGCGCUCGGCAAGGGCGACGACGAGAAGGGUAAAGACAAAGGCAAGGGAAAGGAUGGCGAGGGCAAGGACAAGAGCUUCCCUGGGUUCGACAAGGACAAGGACAAAGGCAAGGGAAAGGACAAGGACAAGGACAAAGACAAGGACAAAGACAAGGGCAAAGACAAGGACAAGAAGGGCAAGGAUAAGGACAAGGACAAGAAGGGCAAAGGGAAGGAUGACGGCAAAGGCGAGGACGAGUGGCCAAGGCCUCCCAACAGCGUCUUCAAGACCCACGUGCAGGCGGGCGAAUGCCUCUGGACGGGCGGAGUCGAACGUAUCGGGAAGAAGAAGGCCAAGGUGGUGAUCGUGUGCCGGAAUCCCAAGGACGCGCUCCUCUCGAUGUGGAAGCAGGAGAAGGUCAACUGCGAGUACGAGGGGGAGUUCAGCGAGUGGUUCGACAUGUUCCUGCAGGACUUCCCCGACCGCCACGGGCCGGGCCCCAAGUGCUUCUGGACGUGGUACGCGGACUGGUGGAAGGUCAAGGAGUCGAACGACGGAGUGUGCUGGGUCGUGUUCGAGGACCUGAAGCGCGACCUGAAGGGGCAGGUCCGCAAGGUGGCCGAGUUCCUUGCCGAGUGCGGAGUGGAGAUCACGGAGGAGCUGAUCGAUAAGGUGACCUUCGAGACGUCGUUCGAGCAGAUGAAGUCGAAGGAGGGCUCACAGCUGCAGUCGCUGCUGACCAAGGGGAAGGCCGGCGGCUGGCGAAACGAGAUCACCGGGGAUUUGCUUGAGAAGUUCGACAAGGUUCACGAACAAAAGAUGAAGGAGCUCGAUAUCCCCUUCUCGUUUGAUUUUGGCGAUGCCCAAUGAGUCGCGUCUCGAAGCGGCCAGACUUCGGACAUGCUUGCCCCCCGAUCGGAGGCUGGCCAUCCAGGUCCACGCUGCUGGCUGAGGAACUGUUUCUGAAGGUGUGCAUCCGACCGCUCUCGGUGCCAGCUCUCGUGCCAACCUGCUUUGAUUUCUUCCGCGGCGUAGUUAUCUGUAUCUCAGUAGUGGCAGUCGGCCCGCCCCGUCACCCUCUGGGUUUCGCGUCGGAGUCCUCGCGGAUAGCUCUUUAGAGGCCUUUUGGGGGGCCUCUUGGAGGCCUCUUGGGUGUACCCAGCUGCCCGCGGCAAGGCCCGCCAUCGUGCCAGCCCAGCGUUCUGGGUGGCGACUGUUCGAGGGGGGGCCCGAGGAUACUCCACCCAGCGCCCGCGGCACGCUGGUGGAUUAACCGUAUGUGUUUGCUCGUUUUGAGUCGGGAGCAUGCCAAUCGCGUAUUCGCCGCCGUGGCGUAAGACCACGUUCGGCUUGGCGCGGUCAGCGUUCUCUUUUCCUGCCCUGGCCGCCAAGAGGAAGCGGCGACAGCACUGCCGCACUUUCUCUCGAGCUUUCCGAAAGCUUGUGCCUCAUUCUCCUUGCUCUCCACCCUGUUUCCUUCUCCUUCGUUCCUCUUCCUCCGCCUCGUCCUUGGUGGGCUGCCUCAGCUCCUGCACAUCUUUGUCGUGC
Molecule: messenger RNA, 1787 nt
Organism: Prorocentrum cordatum
Lineage: Eukaryota; Dinophyceae; Prorocentrales; Prorocentraceae
Source: the annotation of a GenBank genome assembly